GCUGCUCCCUCCCUAUUCUAUUGGCUGAACAAGUAUGACGGAAGCAGUUAAAUAGAUUACUUUGUAGUAAAGUCCAUGAUGGAUGUUCCAAUGUGCCUUUCAAGAACUGUAUUCAUGAUAAAAAGAGAAGGCAUCAGAUAAAAAAUGGGAACUUUAUCUUGGCCUACAGCGACUUUUAUAACUAUGGUUGCUACAGUUUACUUGGAAGCGAAGACGACACCACCAACAAAGUCCCCUAAAAAAGUGUAUAACAUGGAGAUCGUAAAUGUUUUCGAGACGUCGAUUGCACCACCAACAGAGGAGACUUUUUUCACCGACAUGCUUGAAACUAGUGACACCACCACUGAACUGGCCACUUUAAACCCUGAUUUCAGGACUGCCACCACUCUUUACCCUUUUGAUAAUUUUACUCUUGAAACAGCUGAUUUUUUCUUUAACUGUUGUGAUUGCUGUUCAACUCUCGCUGGACCAAAGGGGGAUUCUGGACCAAUGGGACUUCCAGGUCCUAAAGGAGAAACGGGAGACAUAGGACUACCAGGGCCACAUGGAGCUAUAGGUCCCCUUGGUCCAAAAGGCUAUAAAGGAGAUAAGGGUGAGAAAGGUGAGCACGGUGACCAAGGAGCAAAUGGGAUUGCGGGAUUCCCAGGAAAGCCAGGAGAAGCCGGUGAACUGGGGUCAAAAGGAGAAAAAGGAAAUGUUGGACUUGCUGGCAUGAAAGGACAAAAAGGAAAUAAAGGAGAUAUAUGUGAAAAUGGCACAAAGGGGGACAGGGGGGAAAAAGGGGAGCAAGGUCUAAUAGGUAUGGAUGGAGAGACAGGGGACAAGGGUGAGAAAGGAGAUUUAGGAGAGAAAGGAAAUAUUGGAGACAUGGGAGAAAAGGGUGAAAUAGGAGGAAUCGGGGAGAGAGGAGUAAAAGGGGAUAAGGGUAUUAAAGGAGAUGCUGGAUUGAAUGGAAUGUCAGGUUUAGAAGGAGAGCGAGGAGAGAAAGGAGAACCUGGACCAAAAGGGGACAAAGGUGAGAUGGGGGCUCCAGGCUUAAUAGGUCCUCUGGGUCUAAAAGGCAAUUUUGGCAUGAAAGGAGUUCGUGGAGCUCCUGGAAAAAAAGGUUCUAGAGGAUUAAAAGGCUCCAAAGGUGAUAAUCCCAAACCCAUAAGAUCUGCCUUUACUGUGGGCCUAUCAAAGCCUUUUCCUGCUCCCAAUGCACCUGUCAAAUUUGACAGAAUAAUGUACAAUGAGCAAGACGAAUAUAACCCUACAACAGGAAAGUUUAACUGCACUAUUUCAGGAACUUAUGUGUUUGCAUUUCAUGUGACAGUCAGAGGCCGUCCGGCGCGGAUUAGUAUUGUUGCCCAAAAUAAAAAGGUAUUCAAAAGUCGUGAAACACUUUAUGGACAAGAGAUUGACCAGGCCUCAGCCAUGUUAGUUUUGAGACUGAAUGUUGGGGAUCAGGUGUGGUUAGAGGUUUCUAGGGACUGGAAUGGCCUUUAUGUUAGCAAUGAUGAUGACAGCAUAUUUACAGGUUUCCUUUUAUAUCCAGAUGACAAUGUAGAGAAUCAGCUUAUUCAAGCUUAAAAAGUAUUACAAUUAUUUGGUACUCACAUUUUAGUAACAUUGUAUCAGAAUAUGAUACAUAUUUUUAAUAACUGAAUCUUAAACUUGUCUACAUAUGCUGAAAAGAUCAUUGUGAACAUCCAAAUUUAUAAUAUAUAAUUGUAUGUGCUAUGUUUUUUUUCCAAUCAACUAUGUCAACAGUUGAUAGAACAAAUUUAUGGAUGUGGAUACAGUUUCAGUCAUUUUUCAAUCCCGUAAGAAAAAAAAAGGAAGAUUUAACUAUAUUAUAUAUUAUUAUUUUUUGAGAAUCUUAUAGUUAGGGGAUUCUAUGAUUGCAUUAUAAUAAUGAAUGAAGCAUGCAUGUUAUUUGUGAAUAUAGAAAAAUACACAUCUGUUUAAUAAAUCCUAUAUUUAAUACAUGCGUAUUUCGCGCUUUAGGUGGAAGAGGAAUACUAAAAUCUCUGCCUAAACACCUAAAAAGGAUGACGGUGGAAUACAUAGUGGCAUCGAACUGUAUUAUUACUAAGUAAGGAUAUGUUGAUGUCAGCCAAAACUGAGAAACCUCCAAUAAAAUUAUUUAAUCAUUCUUCCUUAAAACAGAA
Messenger RNA from Rana temporaria (common frog), 2153 nucleotides. Its product is annotated as otolin-1-like. Lineage: Eukaryota; Metazoa; Chordata; Amphibia; Anura; Ranidae. The transcript has 5 exons. The record is from RefSeq and is a predicted model, not a curated record. Bases 145 to 1572 code for a protein of 475 amino acids. Gene Ontology annotation, molecular function: protein binding.